AUGUGGUACCACGAAAAAAGCAUUGAUCGUACAGGCAAGGUGGAAUAUCCGUUAAAGGAUACGAGCAAUAUUAUUCUCUAUGGCGAAAAGUUAGACGAGACAUUAUUUGUAUAUGCACACCCACUGAUGGAUGAUUUCGAUUUCUUGGGGAUCUAUGAGAGCGGGACAACGUUAUAUCCUCCCAACGAAGACCGAAAUCAUGAUCAGAUGGUAUUGGAUGAAGUGUUUGGAAACGCGUUUGAUUAUGAAGAUAUGAUCUCUUCAGCGCAACUACCACGGCCUGCGAAUGCAUUGAGCGAACUGGAUCUGAUAAAUAAGAUUGCACACACGAUGCAUGAUCCAGUGGCAAGUCGAGACUUGAUUAGUGAGGCCAAGAACGCGAUGGAGGAGAAAAAAUUGUUGAUGAAGAAUAAGCAUUUACCGGUUGUCACCCAAAGUAGGAUGCCUAAAUCCAAACCAUCGAAAUACAAGGCACCUGUCAAUAUCAAUAUACCCUAUGAGAAGCUCACACUCGAAAAGAAGAACAUCAUCAAAAACUUGAUCAAGGAGACACUCACCUCUCCAGCCAAGGAAAAUAAGAACAUCAACCAACUCAUCUAUUCCAGCAUCCGUUUUGUAUACCGUAAUAUUAUGACAUCGUCAAAACCGAUAGACGAAGCUAAAUUAAAAUGUAUCAUUCAAAUGCACGCGGAUUUCUAUACCAAUGUUGAAAAUGUGGUUCAAUUAUUUCAUCCACAAGAAUACUCUCCUCGUCCAGAUGAUAAUCAAUAA
Molecule: messenger RNA, 771 nt
Organism: Mucor mucedo
Lineage: Eukaryota; Fungi; Mucoromycota; Mucoromycetes; Mucorales; Mucoraceae
Exons: 4
Coding region: 1-771 (256 amino acids)
Source: RefSeq, a predicted model, not a curated record